GAAAAGGCGAAACGAAUCCCAAAGUCGAAGCGAGUUGGACACUCUGGAUUCUAUAUUUCUCUUUCCUUAUCAACUGCUCCCCAAGACUUACAGGGUGCUAUCCUUAUCUGUGGUCCGCGGAGAAGCGAGAUGCGUCCGAAGUUGGUGUUGUUCGGAGACUCCAUCACGGAGGAGGCCUUUGGGGAUGGGGGCUGGGGAGCCGCUCUCGCCCACCAUUUCUCCCGCACGGCGGACGUGGUGCUGCGAGGGUACAGCGGGUACAACACGAGGUGGGCGCUGAGGGUGGUGGAGAGGGCGAUGGAUGGGGUGUGCGUGGAGGGUAAAUCACCGAUGGCGGUGACGGUAUUCUUCGGAGCCAACGACGCCUCCCUCGCCGAUCGGAGCAGCGGCUUCCAGCACGUGCCCCUCCCGGAGUACCAAAACAACCUCCGUGCCAUCUGUUCCUUUCUCAAGCACCUAUGGCCUUCUACUGUUGUGAUCCUCAUCACACCACCACCUAUCGACGAGGACGGGCGACUCCGGUAUCCUUUUGGUGACAACCCCUCAGGUUUGCCAGAAAGAACCAACGUGUCUGCUGGUGCUUAUGCAAAAGCAUGCAUUGCAGUUGCUAACGAAUCUGGAAUUCCAGUGAUAGAUAUCUGGUCUAAAAUGCAGCAGUUCCCUAAUUGGGAGAAAAUAUUUUUAAGGGAUGGGUUGCACCUCACUGCUGGCGGGAACAGGGUUUUGUUCGAGGAAGUGGUGGAGAGGCUUAGAAAUGCAGGCUUGAGCCUCGAGACUCUGCCUGCUGAUCUACCUCUCUUUUAUGAUAUCGACCCCAAUGAUCCUCUCAAAUCUUUCAGCAAUUAAAUUAAUUGCUAUUAUGACAAGGAUGUCUGUUGUGGGCAAUAUCUUGACUGAAAAAAAAACAUUAUGUCAGUACAAGUAAAAAACAUUAUGGACUGCUUGCAUCUAAGUAGCUUUUGUUACAGGGCAAGCGCUUGCUGUUGUUAACGUAGUCUCUCUUUUGAAUGCAAGCUAUAUUGGUCUUAUGGUUGAUUGAA
Phoenix dactylifera (date palm) is the source of this 1040-nucleotide messenger RNA. Its product is annotated as SGNH hydrolase-type esterase superfamily protein. NCBI's taxonomy places the organism in Eukaryota, Viridiplantae, Streptophyta, Magnoliopsida, Arecales, Arecaceae. The record is from RefSeq and is a predicted model, not a curated record. Gene Ontology annotation, molecular function: hydrolase activity, acting on ester bonds.